Molecule: messenger RNA, 2232 nt
Organism: Carlito syrichta (Philippine tarsier)
Lineage: Eukaryota; Metazoa; Chordata; Mammalia; Primates; Tarsiidae
Product: LIM/homeobox protein Lhx2
Exons: 7
Coding region: 108-1628 (506 amino acids)
Biological process (GO): neuron differentiation; regulation of transcription by RNA polymerase II
Cellular component (GO): nucleus
Molecular function (GO): DNA-binding transcription factor activity, RNA polymerase II-specific; RNA polymerase II transcription regulatory region sequence-specific DNA binding
Source: RefSeq, a predicted model, not a curated record
GUGGCGAUGCACCGGGCCCGUUAGCGCCGGGAGCGCCAGGCAGCUGAGGCGGGGGGCAAGCCCUCCCUCGGAGGAGCCGCGCCCCCGGCCCCGCCGGUCCCGCCGCGAUGCUGUUCCACAGUCUGUCGGGCCCCGAGGUGCACGGGGUCAUCGACGAGAUGGACCGCAGGGCAAAGAGCGAGGCUCCCGCCAUCAGCUCCGCCAUCGACCGCGGCGACACGGAAACGACCAUGCCGUCCAUCAGCAGUGACCGCGCCGCGCUGUGCGCCGGCUGCGGGGGCAAGAUCUCGGACCGCUACUACCUGCUGGCGGUGGACAAGCAGUGGCACAUGCGCUGCCUCAAGUGCUGUGAGUGCAAACUCAACCUGGAGUCAGAGCUCACCUGUUUCAGCAAGGACGGCAGCAUCUACUGCAAGGAAGACUACUACAGGCGGUUCUCUGUGCAGCGCUGCGCCCGCUGCCACCUGGGCAUCUCGGCCUCGGAGAUGGUGAUGCGCGCUCGGGACUUGGUUUAUCACCUCAACUGCUUCACGUGCACCACGUGUAACAAGAUGCUGACCACGGGCGACCACUUCGGCAUGAAGGACAGCCUGGUCUACUGCCGCUUGCACUUCGAGGCGCUGCUACAGGGCGAGUACCCCGCGCACUUCAACCACGCCGACGUGGCGGCUGCGGCGGCUGCGGCCGCCGCGGCCGUUCGGCGCCAGGUUUGGAAUUGUGCAAAAAGAGGGUUGAAGAUGCAGAGAUUUAUUUUCCGAGAGAAGCGGCGUUCGGUGCGCCGGCCGUGGCUGCGUUGCUUGCUCAUUCGGGGCUCCCGGGACGAGGCUGGGAAAAGAAGGCAACUUCCCGGCCUCGCGGGGACCAGCCGAGCCUCCCUAGGUCUAACCGCCGCCCUUCCCUCUCCUCCGGCACUGGCAGGAGAGCAGUGGCCGCAGUGUGGGCCGUGGGGCAGCUGGGACUGGAAAGGGGACCUUGGCGGGUGCAAACGCGCGGGUGUGCCAGCCGGCGUCUGCGCGCAUGUGUCCGGCUGCGGGGACGCGAGCUUGUUUGUGGAAGUGUCCCACAUCCUGGGGCCCAGCCACCCCGACCCCUUGCAAAGCCCCUCGCUCUGGGGGACCGUCCUGCCCAAGCGCGCACUGAGCUGCAAUGAGAACGACGCAGAGCACCUGGACCGUGACCAGCCGUACCCAAGCAGCCAGAAGACCAAGCGCAUGCGCACUUCCUUCAAGCACCACCAGCUUCGGACCAUGAAGUCUUACUUUGCCAUUAACCACAACCCUGACGCCAAGGACUUGAAGCAGCUCGCGCAAAAGACGGGCCUCACCAAGCGGGUCCUCCAGGUCUGGUUCCAGAAUGCCCGAGCCAAGUUCAGGCGCAACCUCUUACGGCAGGAAAACACGGGCGUGGACAAGUCGACAGACGCGGCACUGCAGACGGGGACGCCGUCGGGCCCGGCCUCGGAGCUCUCCAACGCCUCGCUCAGCCCCUCUAGCACGCCCACCACCCUCACAGACUUGACUAGCCCCACCCUGCCAACUGUGACGUCCGUCUUAACUUCUGUGCCUGGCAACCUGGAGGGCCACGAGCCUCACAGCCCCUCACAAACGACUCUUACCAACCUUUUCUAAUGACUCGUGUCCCCUUCCCCAGCCCCACGAUUUCUUUAAAAAAGAAAUUAUCUUUAGUUGAAUUCCAAGUGUAUUUUAAAAUAGAGGCUUUGAGCAACUAACUAACCACAUUUUAGGAUCUCGCCUGGAAACAGAGAAAAAAAGAAUUGUGCACCCGGCUAACGCAGUGGUGUGGACUGAGGAAUUACUUGGAAGAUCUAUCUGCAACACAACAUUUGUGUCACUGUACAGUUUUGUGGACUGAGCGAGGAAAAACAACAAAUAAUUUAAGUUGGCUAGAGCUUCUGUAUUUUCAAAGACUGCCACGUGCCUUAGGAAUACUGUUUUAUCUCCAUACUUUGGAUGACUUGUUCAUUUUUCUCUCCCUCUUUUUCUCUCUGUAUAUUUAUGACCAGAGCAAAAAUGUAAAAAACAAAAAACAACAAAAAAAGUUUGUUACUUUGAAUAGUCCUAAAAAGAAAAAAAAGAAAAAAGAAAAAAAAAAAAGGAAAAAUCAAACCCCCUCCAACGGUCGCUUUGUUGUUUUAGAAUUUUAAGGUGGAAGUCUGUUCGAAUAUCAGAAUUUGUAAAAUCUAACCAGUAAUAAAACCACUUAUCGAAACUA